CCUGGUUUUUGUAUAAAAUGACCGCACAAUGAUGGUAGAAGCACAAGCUGAUCCACUGUCAACCACCAACCACCAACAUGGGCAAGAUUAUCUUCUACGAGGAGAGGAACUUCCAGGGCCGCAACUAUGAGUGCAUGAGCGACUGCCCUGACAUGUCCCCCUACAUGUCCCGCUGCCAGUCCUGCAGGGUUGAGAGCGGCUGCUUCAUGGUGUAUGAGCGCAACAACUUCAUGGGCCAGCAGUUCUUCAUGAGGAGGGGAGAGUACCCUGACAUGCAGCGCAUGAUGAGCAUGGGCAUGAUGUUCGACAACAUCAGGUCCUGCAGAAUGAUUCCCAUGCACAGAGGAUCCUUCAAGAUGAGGAUCUACGAGAGGGAGAACUUCGGAGGUCAGAUGCACGAGAUGAUGGACGACUGUGACUCUAUCCAGGAGCGUUACCGUAUGUCUGACUGCCAGUCCUGCAACGUGAUGGACGGCCACUGGCUGAUGUACGAGCAGCCCCACUUCAGAGGAAGGAUGAUGUACAUGAGGCCUGGAGAGUACAGGAACUUCAGGGAGAUGAGCAUGGGAAUGGGAGGCAUGAGUGGUGGCAUGAGGUUCAUGAGCAUGAAGCGUAUCAAUGAUAUGUGCAAUUAAAUGUCUUUAAUUGUUCAUGGUAAUAAAAUAAUUGAAGAUCUUUCAUAA
Oncorhynchus keta (chum salmon) is the source of this 683-nucleotide messenger RNA. RefSeq names its product gamma-crystallin M1-like. The record is from RefSeq and is a predicted model, not a curated record. NCBI's taxonomy places the organism in Eukaryota, Metazoa, Chordata, Actinopteri, Salmoniformes, Salmonidae. Gene Ontology annotation, biological process: visual perception; lens development in camera-type eye. Gene Ontology annotation, molecular function: structural constituent of eye lens. The transcript has 3 exons. The coding region runs from base 78 to 635 and encodes 185 amino acids.